Notothenia coriiceps (black rockcod) is the source of this 1044-nucleotide messenger RNA. RefSeq names its product TBC1 domain family member 22B-like. Gene Ontology annotation, biological process: activation of GTPase activity. NCBI's taxonomy places the organism in Eukaryota, Metazoa, Chordata, Actinopteri, Perciformes, Nototheniidae. Gene Ontology annotation, molecular function: GTPase activator activity. The transcript has 8 exons. The record is from RefSeq and is a predicted model, not a curated record. The annotation marks the transcript as partial.
GCAGUUUACAAGGGACUGAGGGGGGAGCUGGGAGGAUGGAGUACUGCUGAGAUAGAUUUGGGUAUCAUCAGCAUAGCAGUGGAAGUUGACUCCAUGAUGGCACAUGAUCUGGCCGAGGGGGAGCAUAUAAAUGGUGAACAGGAGGGGGCCAAAUGUGACAGCAGUUCACAUGUCAUCUUCUGCAGUGUACAACCAGUUUAUGGAGCACAGCACCCCCCUCUCGACCCACGAUUGCGUCGCACAUAUCCCAAAGACACAAAGCCCAAGUUCAACAAUCUUAAGUCUAAAAAGGCCUCUAGCUUCCACGAGUUUGCUCGCAGCACCAAUGAUGCUUGGGACAUCGACGAGGAGGAGGACGAAGAUUUCCUCAGCACGCCUGCUCCAACUUUAAGCUCACCAUCAGGCCAUCACUCCACAUCCACACAGGACCAGCAGCAGCAGCAGAUUCAAGCUGAUGAUACAGAAACGGGGGUGUCUGACAAACUGGCACCGCCCAGCACAGAAGCUCUAGACUUCCAGGAUGUGCAGGAGGAGGAUGCAGAAUACUGGGAGCAUGUCAACGGCAAGGUUGUCAAGUCUAGCAGCGAUGCCCACCUCAACAUGUCUUCAGUCCGCUCCAGCCUGCAGAAGCAGCAUUCUCUCCCAGUCCGUCCCAUCAUCCCACUGGUGGCUCGCAUGUCGGACCAGAACGCGUCAGGGGCCCCACCCAUGACGGUGCGGGAGAAGAGCCGGCUGGACAAAUUCAAGCAGCUGCUGGCCAGUCCCAACACUGACCUAGAGGAACUCCGGAAGCACAGCUGGUCGGGCAUUCCCCGAGAAGUCCGGCCGAUCACAUGGAGACUCCUCUCUGGCUACCUGCCAGCCAACAAAGAGCGCAGAGAGCUGGUGAUGAAGAGGAAGCGAGAGGAAUACUUUGGCUUCAUAGAGCAGUAUUACCACUCCAGAACAGACGAGCACUAUAAAGACACUUACAGACAGAUCCACAUCGAUAUUCCGAGAACCAACCCUCUGAUUCCCCUGUUCCAGCAGCCGGCAGUACAAGAG